AUGAAAAAGAUUUUCGGUCGAAAGAAAUUAAAAAAAUCGAAAUCUGAUCAACAUGAAAGAAUAGAUGAAAACUGCAUCAAUGGGACAACUACUCUUGCAACAAGUGGUACUUUCUGUCGUACAACCACUGGCUUCAAGCAAUCGAUAACUACCGAUGAAUGCUACAGUUGUUAUGACGCCACAUCAUCAUCAGUAGGAGAAGAACGCCAUUUUGACGAAGAGUUGGAUAAACACAUGAUGCAGACCAUUGCCGAUGUCAAAUAUGUCAAAAAGAUGCCCAAAUUUGUUGCCGUUGGUGAAGUGAAUUUUCAACGCGAAUGCUUGGAUGCACACAAUGCUGUGAGGGCACAGUAUGGAUGCCAACCAUUGAUAUGGUCUCAGGAAUUAUGUGAUCUGGCUCAUUCCUGGGCAGUUAAACUAGCUGAACGAGGACGGAUAUUAUUUCCGGAAUUGCAAGGGAUAGGCGAAAACAUACGGUUAACAAUAGUAGAAGAACAAACUCAUCUACCUUCUGGUGCCGAAAUUACUGAAAUUUGGGCCCGCGAAGCAAAGGAUUUCGAUUUCGAGAGACCUCGAUGGAAUCCCAAAACGCAACAUUUCACGCAAAUUGUUUGGAAGGAAACGUCUGAAAUGGGCAUCGCCCGACAGUGGAAUACCACCACUAAUUGCGUUGCUACCGUCGCAAUGUACCGUCCUUCCGGCAAUUCAAAUGCCCCAGGUGAAUUUCAAGUGAAUAUUCCUCCAAAAGUUCAUUUUGAUGAAAUCCCAGUAUUGCCCAAUACAGUAAUGCACGGCAUUUCAUGCGCAUUGCGACAUUCUACAACCAUUCAACAAGAAUCGGUGCUCCAAAAUUUGCCCUCUUCCAGUGAUAAGUCGUAG
Messenger RNA from Loa loa (African eye worm), 879 nucleotides. RefSeq lists its product as hypothetical. The record is from RefSeq and is a predicted model, not a curated record. NCBI's taxonomy places the organism in Eukaryota, Metazoa, Nematoda, Chromadorea, Rhabditida, Onchocercidae. The transcript is spliced from 6 exons. The coding region runs from base 1 to 879 and encodes 292 amino acids.